AUGUCAAUAUUCCAAGUUUUUGUGAUCAAUCGAGCUGGCAGUUUGAUCUACGAUUGGGAUGUUAAGGAGGAUUCUGCCGGUGUCGAAAAGACAUUCAGUUAUCCGCUUGAUGUAGUUUUGGAUGUGAUCGAUCAAAAGGUGACUGUGGUGUUUGGUGAACGAGAUGGCAUAUUUCUGAGAUAUACAAUAUCGGCAAUCAAUGGUACUCCAGUACAAGGUAGCCAUAUGAUUGUGAAUGGUUGUGAAUGCAACAUUGUUGAAUAUCUUUCAGAGGAGAGCAACUUUCCAGUUAUAAUACGCUUUAUACCACCAACUAUAACAACGAAUGAGAAAAUUAUUUUGUCGAGUACAUUCCAUUCACUUUUCACUAUUGCUGCACAGCUGAGUCCUGUCCCGAAAAGUUCAGGUAUCGAAGUACUAACAACAAGUCAAUUUAAGUGA
Molecule: messenger RNA, 441 nt
Organism: Anisakis simplex (herring worm)
Lineage: Eukaryota; Metazoa; Nematoda; Chromadorea; Rhabditida; Anisakidae
Source: the annotation of a GenBank genome assembly